Molecule: messenger RNA, 1759 nt
Organism: Solanum stenotomum
Lineage: Eukaryota; Viridiplantae; Streptophyta; Magnoliopsida; Solanales; Solanaceae
Exons: 2
Coding region: 54-1502 (482 amino acids)
Source: RefSeq, a predicted model, not a curated record
UUGAUUAAUUGCCAGAGAGAGAACAGAGAUGCUCUUUGCUGGCGCACCUCUAUAUGCAUACGUGCCCACAGCUCAUUCCGCACGCACGCCUAUGCACCUUUAAUAUAUAUUCUUACCCUCAAUCCCCACUUUCUUCCCUAAAAUUCCUCAAUCUUCUUCUUCUGAGUAAAAAAAACCAAGAACCGAAAGGACUAAUGGAUCCAUGUCCGUUCGUCCGUAUUGUAAUCGGAGGUCUAGCCUUGAAGUUACCUUCUGAAUCCAAAAUACCACCCAAUAGUUCAUCUUUUGAUUGUAAAAUCAAGCUUAGAGGUUGUUCGGCGCAAUCAACGACCAUCCCAGCGUUUGUUCAAGAAAGAGAAGCGAUCGUGGAUAAUAGAAUUCAUGGUUGUUUUAAUUUUAGUAAGUCAGAGCUUGUGAAAUUCGUUGAGAAAUCGAAUGUUAGAGGAAAAUCCAGUUGUUUAAAGAUUGAGAUUUAUGGGGGUAAAGUGGGUUUUGGGUAUGGUAGUAAGAGGCUUUUGGGGAGUGUUGUGGUGCCAUUGGAUUUGAAGAGUUUGGAGAAUAUUGGACAUAGAGGAUUUGUGAUUCAGAAUGGAUGGGUUUCUGUUGGUGGUGGGUCUACUGCUCAAUUGAAUUUAAACGUGAGAGCUGAACCUGACCCGAGAUUUGUUUUUCAGUUUGAUGGAGAAGCUGAAUGUAGUCCACAAGUUUUUCAAGUUAAUGGCAACGUGAAGCAACCUGUUUUUACUUGCAAGUUCAGUUUCAGAAACUCCGGUGACCGGAAUUUGAGAUCCAGAUCGUCAUUAUCUGAAACGAGCACAUCAACAAGCUGUUUUGGUUUUUGCACAUCUGAUAAAGAGACAUCUGUAAAAGAACGAAAAGGAUGGUCAAUUACAGUUCAUGAUCUUUCCGGUUCACCUGUUGCAGCAGCGUCAAUGGUGACCCCAUUUGUCCCAUCUCAAGGUUCGGAUCGGGUCAGCAAAUCCAAUCCCGGAUCAUGGCUCAUACUCCGACCCGGUGACAAUACCUGGAAGCCAUGGGGUCGUCUCGAAGCGUGGCGAGAACGCAACGGUGAACUCGGGUACCGCUUCGAGAUCAUCCCGGACGGAGCCACCGACGCCAUCACAUUAGUCAAUUCAACAAUAAGCACCAAAAAAGGUGGCAAAAUUGGUAUAGACAUAAUCAACGGAGCUACUCCGUUGACUAGCCCCAACAGCAGCUUCGACUUAAGCUCAGGAUCCGUAUCCGGGUCGGAAUUCGGGUCGCAACCCGGUUCUGGGUCGUGGGCGCAGCUGCUGUAUCGGGGCUUUGUGAUGUCGGCGACGGUAGGAGGAGAGGGGAAAUGCAGCAAACCGGAGGUGGAAGUUGGGGUGCAGCAUGUGAGUUGUGCGGAGGAUGCUGCGGCGUUUGUGGCGUUGGCAGCUGCCAUGGAUCUCAGUAUAGAUGCUUGUCGGUCAUUUUCACAGAAACUUCGAAAAGAGUUGAGGCAGCAAGACCAAGAAUGAUACGGUUAAAAGGGUCGGGUCGGGGUUACAGUUUGGGUUGCUUCGGGUUUCAGUUUAAGUUUUGCUAAUUAACCAACUGACAGCAGUUUUUAGCUGGAUUUUCUUUUUUUUUUAAAAUUAUUUAUUGCCUUUUUUUUCGAGUGUACAGUGAUAAGACAGCUGUUUAUUUUGAAUUUCUUUUUUUUUCUCCUUCCUUUUGGAAUGUAUUUAUUGAUUGAUUAAUUUGGAAUAAUAUAAUGAUCAUGAACUUUUCGUUA